Molecule: messenger RNA, 888 nt
Organism: Tupaia belangeri chinensis (Chinese tree shrew)
Lineage: Eukaryota; Metazoa; Chordata; Mammalia; Scandentia; Tupaiidae
Gene: MPG
Product: N-methylpurine DNA glycosylase
Biological process (GO): base-excision repair
Molecular function (GO): DNA binding; alkylbase DNA N-glycosylase activity
Source: RefSeq, a predicted model, not a curated record
CUGUCCCAGAGGAGGGGGCAGAAAAAGCAGAGACCAGCAGAGGCAGAGCAGCAGUGGAGCCCCGCAGCUGUCGCCCAGUCGCCUUCCCCCAAGGAGCCCCGCUUGGGAGCACCGGCAGCCCUGGGCCCCCAGUGCAGCAUCUAUUUCUCAAGCCCAAAGGGCCAGUCUGUCCGACUGGGGUCCGAGUUUUUCGAUCAGCCUGCAGUGCCCCUGGCCCGGGCGUUUCUGGGACAGGUCCUGGUCCGGCAACUUGCUGAUGGCACGGAGCUCCGUGGCCGUGUGGUGGAGACUGAGGCAUACUUGGGGCCAGAAGAUGAAGCUGCCCACUCGAGGGGUGGCCGGCAGACGCCCCGCAACCGUGGCAUGUUCAUGAAGCCGGGGACACUGUACGUGUACCUCAUCUAUGGCAUGUACUUCUGCAUGAACGUGUCCAGCCGAGGGGAUGGAGCCUGCGUCCUGCUGAGAGCUUUGGAGCCCCUGGGGGGCCUGGAGGCCAUGCGGCAGCUUCGUAAGUCCCUCCGGAAGAGCACCGCCAGCCGAGCCCUCAAGGACCGUGAGCUCUGCAGCGGCCCCUCCAAGCUCUGCCAGGCCCUGGCCAUCGACAAGAGCUUUGACCAGCGGGACCUGGCUCAGGACGAAGCUGUGUGGCUGGAGCCUGGAUCCCCAGGGCCCAGGGGGUCCGCCGUGGUGGCGGCAGCCAGGGUGGGUAUUGGCAAUACAGGGGAGUGGGCCCGGAAGCCCCUGCGCUUCUAUGUCCGGGGCAGCCCCUGGGUCAGCGUGGUGGACAGGGAGGCUGAAAAGAGUACACAGGCCUGAGCUAAGGGUCCGCACAGACAAGGCUUUUAAACUGCUAAAAGACAAAUAAAUGCUUUAUUUCCAGAAAACUCA